This is a messenger RNA of Loxodonta africana (African savanna elephant), 2254 nucleotides long. It is a transcript of the gene KRT78, whose product is annotated as keratin 78. The coding region runs from base 167 to 1723 and encodes 518 amino acids. Gene Ontology annotation, biological process: keratinization; intermediate filament organization. NCBI's taxonomy places the organism in Eukaryota, Metazoa, Chordata, Mammalia, Proboscidea, Elephantidae. Gene Ontology annotation, cellular component: keratin filament. Gene Ontology annotation, molecular function: structural constituent of skin epidermis. The transcript has 9 exons. The record is from RefSeq and is a predicted model, not a curated record.
UGGAGCCAAGUGUCAGACACAGUCAGGCCAAGAGCAUCUUGCUCUCCAAGGCCCAGCCCAGGCACGGGAGGGAAUAAAAGUCUCGUGCCGAGGCUCCAGGGCAGGAACUCAUACACCUUGACAGUCUGCCUAUCUGUCUAUAGCUUCGUGAUCAUUAGUCCCUGCCAUGUCUCUCUCCCCAUGCCGGACCCAGAGGGGCUUCAGUGCUCACUCGGCCUGUUCUGCUCGCUCAAGGGGCCGAGGCAGGGGCAGCUUCAGCAGCAGGAGCCUUAGUUCUUUCAGGGGGCGCCGAGGGGCCUCCAGUGGGAGGAUCUGGGGGUCAGGAGAAAGGCUAGGGAUGCAGUUUGGGGAAAGGAAGGGCAGGCCUGGGCUUUCCCUCUGCCCUCCGGGGGGCAUCCAAGAAGUGACCAUCAACCAGAAUCUCCUGACCCCAUUGAAGAUGGAGAUUGAUCCCCAGUUCCAGAUGGUACGGACCCAGGAGACCCAAGAGAUCAGAGCCCUCAACAACCGAUUUGCAUCCUUCAUUGAUAAGGUUCGGUUCCUGGAGCAGCAGAACAAGGUGCUGGAGACCAAGUGGCACUUGCUUCAGCAGCAGGGGGUGAGUGGCAGCCCCCAGAGCCUAGAGCCUUUCUUUGAAGACUACCUGACCCAUCUCAGGAAGAAGCUGGAGUUGCUCCAGAGAGAACGAGGUGCUCUGGAUGCUGAGCUGAAGACCUGCCAGGACCAGGAGGAGGAGUAUAAGGCCAAAUAUAAGCAAGAGGCCCACACACGUGCCACGGUUGAGAAUGACUUUGUGAUCCUCAAAAAGGAUGUGGAUGUGGUCUUCCUGAGCAAGAUGGAGUUGAAAGGCAAGCUGGAGGCUCUGAGAGAGUACAUCUGCUUCUUGAGGCGUUUGUAUGAAGAAGAGCUGAGCCAGCUCCAGACACAGGUCAAUGACACUUCCGUGGUGCUGUCCAUGGACAACAACCGCUGCCUGGACUUCAGCGAUGUCAUCGCUGAGGUCCGUGCCCGGUAUGAAGAGAUCACUCGGACCAGCAAGGCCGAGGCUGAGGCACUGUACCAGACAAAGUACCACGAGCUUCAGGCAUCUGUCCAGCUUCAAGGGGACAGUAUGGGGGAAACCAAAGCCCAGAUCUCCCAGCUGUACCAAGCAAUUCAGAGGCUGCAGAGUCAGAUUGAGAACCUCAAGAAGCAGAAUGGCAGCCUGCAGUCGGCCAUCACUGAUUCGGAGCAGCGCGGGGAGCUGGCCCUCAAGGAUGCUCAGGCCAAGUUGGAGGAGCUGGAGGCAGCUCUGAGAAGGGCCAAGCAGGACCUGGCCCGCCUUCUGCGGGACUACCAGGAGCUGAUGAGUACAAAGCUGGCCCUGGACGUGGAGAUCGCCACCUACCGGAGGCUGUUGGAGGGCGAGGAGUGCAGGAUGUCUGGGGAGUGCACCAGCCAGGUCACGAUCUCUGCGGUGGGAGGCAGCACCACGGUGCCUGGAGGAGUCGGUGGAGACCUGGUGGGCACUUGUGGACUCGGAGGCAAGAAAGUUGAUUUUGGGUCCAGUUGCUCCAGCAUCGUGACUGGAGGCUCCAGUGUCAUCCUGGGUUCUGGACAGGGCCCUGUGUUGGGCUCCUGCUCUGUGUCUGGCUCUGGCUCUGGCUCCAGCUCUAGCUCCAACUGCCGCACCAUCCUCAAGAAGACGGUCGAGUCAACUUUGAAGACGUCCAUCACAUACUAAGUGAGCUGGCAACAGCUUGCUCCCACCUCCUUCCUGAACCAGUCAGGCCUGCUCCAUCACCCCCGUCACUGGGCUCUGCCUGGCCAGCUCUGUCUCCACUGCCCACAGCCUGAGCCCCCCAGUAGGGUUCUGCAAAAUCAAUAAAGCCAUACUGCUUUCCUCUCCAGACUUCCUGUCUGUUGCUCUGAAUGCUUGCGCAUCUCAUUUGUCUGUUGUCCACCCCAAGUUAAGGUGCAUAGUAACCAGCCCUCCUCAUCCAGACAGCCAGCCUCAUCUUCUCCUCUUCCCCAGCCUCUGGGCUGAAAAACUCCUGGGUGGGCUUGACCAGUAGGAGGGGAGGGCGGAAUCCCCCCACACAGCACUCUUCAUGCUAAGGGGACUCUGACAGAUUUACUGGCACUGUGAGUCACUAGGGGCAACCAACUCUGCUGGGAGAGAUUUUAAUAUUGCUCUGUCUGCAGCAGCAAGCCUGGUUCUUGAUACUUUACUCCCACCUGUCAUCUCUGAGCCUUAGCCUGCCUUUCUCCUGGG